Lutra lutra (Eurasian river otter) is the source of this 1702-nucleotide messenger RNA. It is a transcript of the gene TXNDC15, whose product is annotated as thioredoxin domain containing 15. The record is from RefSeq and is a predicted model, not a curated record. NCBI's taxonomy places the organism in Eukaryota, Metazoa, Chordata, Mammalia, Carnivora, Mustelidae. Gene Ontology annotation, biological process: cilium assembly. The transcript has 5 exons. Bases 140 to 1186 code for a protein of 348 amino acids. Gene Ontology annotation, cellular component: cilium.
AUGGCCGCACGGGAUUGCGCUCGCGCUCGCGGCUCCCCUCCCCCCAGGCGCCCGGGAGGCCGGGAGCGCGACGCGCGUCGUCGUGCGCCGGUUACCCUGCGUCCGGGCCGGUGGUCCCGGCAGCUUCUAGCCCCGCGCCAUGCGGCUCCUCGGGUGGUGGCAGGUCCUGCUGUGGGUGCUGGGACCUCCCGCCCGCGGCCUGGAGGUUGCAGAGGACAGCAGUCACUUGCAGUCGGAAGAGCAGCGUGCUCCCUCCCUGCAGGCGGGAGCUGUGUUGGCCAGUGAGGAGGAGCCCCCGCGCGGCCCCGCAGGCCAGGACAUGUCUGCAGGAGAGGCCGGCUCAGUGCUGGGGCUGGAUGCUGACGGCGACCACGUGGUGAUGCUAUCCGUAAUCCCCGGGGAGACCGAGGACAAACUGAGUCCGGAGCCCAGCAGCGGCACCUGUGGGGCCCGAGGGGAGGAGGACUCGCGGUGCAGUCUCCGGGAGCACAUCUUCUCUCUGGAUGGUGUGGGACCCGGCUUCCAGGACAGGGAGGAGGAGUAUUACGCAGAGCCUGAAGUGGCUGAAUCCGACCCGGCCCCACCCGAGGACUCCAAUAACACGGAAAGUCUGAAAUCCCCCAAGGUGAACUGCGAGGAGAGAAAUGUGACGGGAUUAGAAAACUUCACUCUGAAAAUUUUAAAUAUGUCACAGGACCUUAUGGAUUUUCUAAACCCAAAUGGUAGUGACUGCACGCUAGUCCUGUUUUACACCCCGUGGUGCCGAUUUUCUGCCAGUUUGGCCCCUCAUUUUAAUUCUCUGCCCCGGGCAUUUCCAGCUCUUCAUUUUUUGGCACUGGAUGCAUCUCAGCACAGCAGCCUUUCUACCAGGUUUGGCACCGUAGCUGUUCCUAACAUUUUAUUAUUUCAAGGAGCUAAGCCAAUGGCUAGAUUUAAUCAUACAGACCGAACAUUGGAAACACUGAAAGUCUUCCUUUUUAACCAGACAGGUAUAGAAGCCAAGAAAAAUGUGGUGGUAACUCAAGCUGACCAAAUAGGCCCUCUUCCCAGCACUUUGAUAAAAAGUGUGGACUGGCUGCUUGUAUUUUCCUUAUUCUUUUUGAUUAGUUUUAUUAUGUACGCUACCAUUCGAACGGAGAGCAUUCGGUGGCUAAUUCCAGGACAGGAGCAGGAACAUGCUGAAUAGCAACGGACUGAAAGGAGACGUCAGGACAAGAAAUUUCAGAAAUUAAUGCUGCACUUCCUUACAUAUUCUCCAGUGAAGUACAGACUUACAGCUUUAGUCAGAUUAAAAGAAUCAUGCAUUUGUUGAACUGUUGAAUGUGUUAAAAAAUUAUAAAUUGGUGUUUUAAUUAGUACCACAAAAAACAAAUGCAAAUUCAACAGAAGUCACCAUUCUUGUUUUUACUAUUCCAAUAUUUUAAGAGGGUAAUCCAGUUUCAAAUGGGGGCUGUGUUCAGGUGGAACAGUGCGUAGAAUGAUAGUUGGCUUCAUAGGAGGAGGAAAUAGGACUUUUCACAGUAUAGUUCUAGAAAAGUCUUGAUUCCUAAAAAGUCUUUAUGUCGAAGAAGGUUGGUUUCCGUUCAUUUGCAGUUUUUCUCUCAGAGCCUGUAAGCAGGAAAAUGUUCUGUUGUGGAAGAAGAACUAGAAUGGAUAAGUGUGACCUUGUAAGUAACUGGGAAAAUAAAAGAGUCAAGUACUU